Xiphophorus couchianus (Monterrey platyfish) is the source of this 2397-nucleotide messenger RNA. RefSeq names its product protein prune homolog 2. Gene Ontology annotation, cellular component: cytoplasm. The record is from RefSeq and is a predicted model, not a curated record. Lineage: Eukaryota; Metazoa; Chordata; Actinopteri; Cyprinodontiformes; Poeciliidae. Gene Ontology annotation, biological process: apoptotic process.
AUGAAAACUCUGAAACCAGCCACCAAGCCGCUGCAGAUGAAAACAUUUCUACUACAACAACCACAACAACAGGUCUGUCAGCCAUUCACUUCACUUUUCAGCAGAAAUGUCCUCCAUGACCACCAGGAAAUGCUGUCCACACAGCAGCAGUUGUCUCAGAAGCAUAUAGAAAAAAGUCUUUCUGUACCAUCAUCACAAAUAAAAGAAGAUGAGGAAACAAGAGGAAGAGUUGUCAUGGCAACGCCAGAUGGGGACUCAGUAGGUGAGGAGGAAGGAAGAGUAGAAACACCUGCUGUAGAUGAAGAGGGAGGGAUCCAGCAGAUGUCUGAAAGCCAGGCAGCUGAGCAAUCUGAGGAAUCAGAGCAGAAACCGUUAACACCCAGCAGAGCGAGACCAGCUCCGCCCAGCAGUCUGAAUCUGUCUGGGGAUCAACAAAUGAAGAAGAAAGUGCUGGCAGCUCCAACUCUGAGUCUGUCAUUAGGCGGCAGCGAGUCGAUAACGUCCGAUGACCUACAGUCCACCUUUCUCUCCCCGUCCCCUGAGGAUGCAGAGGACACGACGCUGGAUUUUGAUUUGGACGCCUUGGAGACGCCGUCCGAUAGCGAAUCCUUGCACUUCCCCCUCUAUGACCUGGAUCUGGAAGAUGACAUGCGGCGACUCGGUGUGGCCUCCCAUCGCCUCAGAGCAUCUGGGUCCAGAGCCAGGUCGGGUUCUGGAGCUGGUUCUCUACCAGGGCCUGAUCAGUUUGGACUGGGAGUCUUGGAAAGGGAGGAUGUGGUGGACAGCGAGGGCACCAGGUGGCGCUGCUUCACAACAGGUGACCCUCCUCAGGAGUCAAGGGUCAACAUGAGUGUCCUGGAGCCGUAUCUCAGAGUUCUGUCACACGGAGGUUACUAUGGAGACGGUGAGGAUGACAUCAUCGUGUUUUCCUCCUGUUACCUCCCGGAGAACAGUCUGGAGAACUACCAGUACGUGAUGGACAACCUCUUCAGGUUUGUCAUUGGGACUCUGGAGCUGAUGGUGGCAGAAAACUAUGUGAUAGUUUAUCUUUGUGCUGGAGGGCAGAAGGAAAAACUCCCAGGAAUCGGCUGGCUUAAGGAGUGUUACACCACCAUCGACCGCAGGUUAAGGAAGAACCUGAAGGGUUUCUACGUGGUCCAUCCCACCUGGUACAUCAAAAUCGUCGUCACCAUCAUCAAACCCUUCAUCAGCUCCAAGUUCAGCAGAAAGCUUCAGUUCGUCAACACGCUUCAGGAGCUUUCUCUCUUCAUCCCCACUGAGCAUGUGCAGAUCCCAGACUGCGUCCGACAGUACGACCAGAACCAGUCCAGUUGAAGCUCGGCCUGAACAGAUCAAAACAUUUCUCUCUGUAUUUAUUGUUCAUCACCCUGCAGACUUCCAGUUUCAGGAUGAGGAUGACAAAAAUCUUACAGUUUUUAUCUUGUAAACAGUGUUGAUGGAAGCUACAGAACUAUAUAUUUCAAAUAAUUUCCUAUUUUUAUUAUUUUAAAAAGAGAAGAACAUCAUGCAAAUUAACUAUGAACACAAGCUGCCUGAUUUUACAAAUUUAUAGAAUUUUUUUUGUCUGAGAUUUUCUUAAGGCUCUUGGUUUUUAGGAUCAAAAGUGCUGACAUGAAGCACAAUAGAUUUUAAAAAUACAGUGAUUUAAACUGCUGUAAAAAUUAGAAACUAUUUUUUAAAAUCUUGUGAAUCACCAUUUUAAUAAGAAUUAAAGUAAAUGAGAACUAAAUAUUUUUAGAUUUUUUACAUUUUCAGUCAUUUUCUCCAUAGCCUGGUGAAGUUUUUGUUUCUACACAUUCAGUGUUAUGAACACAGUUUUAUUCAUCAAACCCAUCUGGACAUGUGGGUGGUUAUUUUUCUGAUCAAUAAGAUUUUAUAGAAAUGCUUGUUAAAUUUGAUGUUUGUUUUUAUGUUUCUGGAAACGGUGAACUUUAUGCUUUUGAGACAUUUGUUCCAAUGAUAUUUCUGCAGAAGUCACAGAAAUAGCAUCAUAAUUCAGUACGUCCUUCUGCAAUCUGUGGAGGGAAAUAACACAGACUUCAUGGGAAUUGUGUGGCAAUAUUUGAAAACACAGCUGAGUUUACAGAUACAGAUUCACAGAUUCUACUGUGAAACAAAUCAGCAUGUUGAACGAUCAAACAUAUUUCUUUGUGGGUAAAAAAGGCAGCAGGAAGACCUACAUAAUUUUCCUUUGUUCUUAUCUUAUUUCCUCUAAUGUUUGUACUCUACAUCUGUAUGCUGUGAGAUUCAAAUUCUUUUGCCUAUCCUCACAAUCUUGGCCAUUAAAACUGAUUCUGAAAGGUCUAUAGAUGUUCCCAACAAUGGCUAUUUCAUGGAAAAUUUUGUUCCAAUUAAAUUCUCCAACCUUUAAAUUCA